AUGUGGCAUUUAUGUCGUUCAUCAUCUCGACCAUUAAUUGGUGUAUGUCAUCUAUUGAUUCGACAACGACAACUUAUUCCUAUAAAACAAGCAACUCCUCAACGAUUAAUUUCAUUUCCAUCUUUCUUUAAAAUAAAGAAAAAUAUACCUGAAACUCUUCCACAACCACCAGUCAAUCCACGGCAUCCACCAGAUUAUAUUCCACCUCGACCACCUAUCGAUCCAAAUGUAUCAAAACCUACGCAAUCACAAUCCAGUAUAUUUGCUCGAUUUCGUCAUGCAUAUUCAAAAUAUGGAAAAAUUUUAUUAGCUGUCCAUUUUGUUUCAUCAUGGGCUUGGUGUGCUGGUCUAAUUGCACUUCAUUUUAACGGUUUUGAUUUAGGAAUGUAUAUUAUAGAUGGUCUUACACACAUUAAUGUAAUUAGUUCAGAACGACGUUUAUCAUUUAUACGUCAUAUGAAUGAGUAUUCCGUUUCAGGAAUUAUAUCAAGAAUUCCUUUUAUCUCACAAGAACGUCUUAAUAGUUUGAAUGCUUAUUGGACGGGAGAACGUGUUCGUUUAUUAGCAACAGCUUUAUUACUCUAUAAGUUUUUAACACCUGUUCGAUAUGCUUUUACAUUAGGUGUAACAACAUAUAUAUCUCGUACAUUUCUUAAACGUGGGCUUCUCAAACGAGCACCACAAGGUGAUUCAUUGAAAGAACUUUAUCGUGAUCAAAAACAACUAAUUAGAACCGAAGUUCGCCGAACAAGAGAUCACCUCAAAACAAGUGUACGACGUGGAAAACAAAAAAUUGAAUGA
Adineta steineri is the source of this 801-nucleotide messenger RNA. The record is from the annotation of a GenBank genome assembly. Lineage: Eukaryota; Metazoa; Rotifera; Eurotatoria; Adinetida; Adinetidae.